AUGAUGUGGGUUCCGUCUAUUCUUCCUCUACCUGGUUGCGUCCAUCCACUUCCACCUCGGCUGUCUCGCCCACGAGGAGCAGAAUUGGAGAACGAACGAAGUGGAUGCGGAGAGGCCAGCAAGGAGCGCGCCAGGAGAGACAUAGGGGUUACAGCUUUGUUCUUCUUGGGAAGUUGCAAACUGGGAAGUGGAAUAUGUACCGAAAGAUGGAAUUUCCUAGAGGACAAUGGGAAGGUAGAGUUCAGCAAUACAACUGUAUUUUCUGAGGAACCUCUCAUACAAUCGAAUCUACUUCGCAGAGUACACUGA
Messenger RNA from Triticum turgidum subsp. durum (durum wheat), 309 nucleotides. The record is from the annotation of a GenBank genome assembly. NCBI's taxonomy places the organism in Eukaryota, Viridiplantae, Streptophyta, Magnoliopsida, Poales, Poaceae.